CUCUUCGGCUGCCUCAAACUUUUUUGAAAGCGCACCCUGCGGAGUUCAUUUAGGGAAUGGAGGUUAUGGAUAGGUAUCUUUGUGUGGAUAUUCUUUUGUAUAUGCCAGUCAUGCGGCUAUCCAACUGAUGCAAAGCAGCAAUGAAAAGCAUGAAAUGAUCUUGAAUUAUUUUGGCAAAUAUCCGUUUCAUAUUUCAGCCGUUUUUCGCACUGGAUGCAUUCUGCUUUUUAAAAAAUGAAGUUACAGGCUCGUUUCGGCUAUAUGAGUUGACUAAAACCAUCGAUAUGGUAAACUGAGUUCUUGAAGUACAUUAUUUUGUAUUGGUUAGCGGUUAAAAUACUUUGCGCAAAAGAUGCUGGCGAGGAAGAGCAUCAUCCCCGAAGAGUUUGGGCUCCCGGGACUCGCAUCUCGCAUGCCGCGGAAGCCCGUUUUCAGGGACAGGGUUAACAAAGCCCGCUUUAUUGCCAAAAACGGCUCCUGUAACUUGGCGCAUAAGAACAUCCGCGAGCAGGGACGGUUUCUGCAAGACGUCUUCACCACGCUGGUUGAUCUGAAAUGGCGCUUCACGCUGGUGAUAUUCACCAUGACGUUCCUGUGCAGCUGGCUACUCUUCGGGAUGGGGUGGUGGCUGGUGGCGUUCGCGCACGGGGACAUGGACUCCAACCGCUCAAGAAGCGAGCAGUGGUGUGUCACUAAUGUCAAGUCGUUCAGCUCGGCCUUCCUGUUCUCCAUCGAGGUGCAGGUGACCAUCGGCUUCGGCGGGCGCAUGAUCACGGAGCAGUGCCCGGCGGCCAUCGGCGUGCUGAUCCUGCAGAACAUCGUGGGGCUGAUCAUCAACGCCAUCAUGCUGGGCUGCAUCUUCAUGAAGACGGCGCAGUCGCACCGGCGGGCCGAGACGCUCAUCUUCAGCCGGCACGCCGUCAUCGCCGUGCGCAACAACCGCCUCUGCUUCAUGUUCCGCGUGGGCGACCUGCGCAAGAGCAUGAUCAUCGGCGCGGCCGUGCGCCUGCAGGUGGUGCGCAAGACCACCACGCCCGAGGGCGAGGUCAUCCCCAUCCACCAGAUCGACAUCCACACGGAGAGCACCGUCACCAGCAACAGCAUCUUCCUGCUGGCGCCGCUCAUCAUCUGCCACCCCAUCGACCGCGACAGCCCCCUCUACGACCUCUCCGCCAUGGAGCUGCAGUGCAGCGACCUGGAGGUCAUCGUCAUCCUGGAGGGCGUGGUGGAGACCACCGGCAUCACCACGCAGGCCCGCACCUCCUACGUCACCGAGGAGAUCCAGUGGGGCCACCGCUUCGUGCCCAUCGUCACCGAGGAGGAAGGGGUGUACUCGGUGGACUACUCCAAGUUCGGGAACACGGUGCGCGCCACCACGCCGCGGUGCAGCGCGCGGGAGCUGGACGAGAAGCCCUCCAUCCUCAUCCAGACGCUGCAGAAGAGCGAGCUGUCGCACCAGAACUCGCUGCGCAAGAGGAACUCCAUGCGCCGCAACAACUCGGUGCGGAAGGGCGGCGGCUCCAUGCGCAGGAACAACUCGGCGCUGCUGGUGCCCAAGGUGCAGUUCCUCACGCCCGACGGCAGCCAGAACAUGGCCGUCACGUGACAGCGGGCCUGGAGGCCGCUGCUGGCCCUCUGCUGCCUGGCCACCGCCGGGGCUCCCCGCUGUCCCUGGGCCCUUCUGGAGCUUUCCCUCCUGCUCUUCCCCCUUCUCGUUCCUCUGUAUUAACGCCUGGCAGAGCUACUGAGACGUGUUAGUUUUGUUUUUUUUUGUUUUGUUUUUUACCGCUCCCUCGGUCAGGCCCUAGGUUGCUCGCUUGGUGCCGUCGUGGCAAACGACCAAAAGAGGAGCCCCGUCCUAGCCCAGCGGAGGAUGGGCUCCCCCUCUAUAGCCAGGCUCCUCCAGAUAUUUCCUCAACCUAGGGUGUUUUUUUUUUUGUACCUCCCUUCGCUCACUUUUUGAGGGAUCAAGCCUGGCUUUUUGCCCAAUUCUCCCUCUCCGUUUCCUCUGUACAGUGUCUUUGGGACAGAGUAUAGAAAUAUAAUUGAAUUCACUGAGGGCUUCAGGGCUUAAAGAGAAGUUUUGGAACAAAAAACGCUGCAACCCCAUGACGGUCCCUUUGCGGUCAGGGGUGGUGAGGCUUGGUCCCAGGUGGCCGAGGGUGGCCUUGGGUUCUGCUGGCUACGGUUUCCAUCUUGGCUCAAAAAGCGCAACUCUCUCCAGCACAGGGAAUGGAUACGGCCUGAGGAUGUAAUUAUCAGUCCUCCUUACACAUUAGUUACUCUUGGUACGGAGGAGAAACGGUGUGUCUGUUUUAUGUUUAUCAUUCACAAUACUAUUAACCCAUUGGUAUUACUUGUAAGGAGUCAAAAUAUACAAACUAUAAAAAUGUAACAUGAUAUAGAAAUAAUAUUAAUCUAAAUAGGCAAUGUUAAGUCUGUAUUUAAUUGUAAGCUGUUUAUUGCAUAUCUCUGAAUGUUUUUGUGUAGCUUAUAAUAUAUAUAUACACAUUAAAGUCACAAGUUAAAUUAAAACUAUCAUGUAAUGUUAAUAAUGUGUCAAAAAAAAUCUUUAAAUAAGAACCAAACAGUUUUGCCAAAAUAUACAUGGCACAGAAAAAACUUGAACCGACUGGAUAAUAUUGUACAAACCUUUGCAAUAAUUAUUAUCAUUUGAAAGAAAUGUACAGUUUUUGAUUGUUUGCGAUCCUUGAAAGUGUCUCUGACAACGAAGCUAUAAUAAUAUUAUAAAAAUUAUAAUAUAAAAUAGAAAAAUAUUUAUACGAAAUGCUUCACAUAAUUAUCCAUGUUGUUACAUCCUUUUACAUUAUAAAAUGUUUUACUUUCACAGUUUCCCGCAAACACUUGUAAGUCUCAUGUCAUGAAAAAGAAAUAUAACAAAUACAUUUGUACUUUAUGCGUGUAUCAGUAUAAUCAAGUGUCAGAAAUUUGUGUAAAUUACUAAACUAUGAGUACGUAGUCCAUCUUAAGCUUUUUUUUUUUUUUUCAUCAUUCUCGUGCAAGUGCCCAAGCUCUCCGAGUUUCCCAUGACCCAUGGAUGAACUGAACCGCAGGGAGAGCAGCUGCUCCUCGUUAAAAGGGACACAAGGAGAAGCGUCAAAGCGCAGCGACUGCUUCUGUGCGUCUCCUGCGGUGGGAAAAACCCAAAGGCGUCUGCAAAACUGGCACGAGAAUAAAGAAGGAAACUACGGCUGAUAAUUUCCUUGUAAAAGGCGAGCGAUCUUAAUUUUGUAUUUAGUCGUGGAAGUUGAAGUGCACCGCCGAAUGUUCUGUCGAUGUGACUUUCGUCCCAACUCCGUAUAAAUGACACCUGACCUGCGCUUGCCGUUUCGGGGUUUUGGUCUGUGUUUUUUUGCUGUUUUUACUCUUUCCGCACAGCGUCUUUGUGACGGUUUUCUGUAAAUAGCACGAUGCGAAUAAAAUUGAUUUGAUUCAA
Conger conger (European conger) is the source of this 3457-nucleotide messenger RNA. RefSeq names its product potassium inwardly rectifying channel subfamily J member 8 (gene kcnj8). Gene Ontology annotation, molecular function: ATP-activated inward rectifier potassium channel activity. Gene Ontology annotation, biological process: potassium ion import across plasma membrane; regulation of monoatomic ion transmembrane transport. Bases 353 to 1606 code for a protein of 417 amino acids. Lineage: Eukaryota; Metazoa; Chordata; Actinopteri; Anguilliformes; Congridae. The record is from RefSeq and is a predicted model, not a curated record. The transcript has 2 exons. Gene Ontology annotation, cellular component: plasma membrane.